Molecule: messenger RNA, 1351 nt
Organism: Neltuma alba
Lineage: Eukaryota; Viridiplantae; Streptophyta; Magnoliopsida; Fabales; Fabaceae
Product: transcription factor RAX2
Exons: 3
Coding region: 100-1008 (302 amino acids)
Source: RefSeq, a predicted model, not a curated record
GAAAGAAAGUCACUCGAGCGUUGUGUUUUAUAAGUACUGGUCCCUGCUUCACUUCCAAAUCUCCUUCCUAUCUCUCUUGCUCUGCUUCUAAAAGAGGCCAUGGGAAGAGCUCCUUGCUGUGACAAAGCCAAUGUUAAGAGAGGCCCUUGGUCACCCGAAGAAGACGCUACUCUCAGGACUUAUGUCCAAACUCAUGGCACUGGUGGUAAUUGGAUUGCAUUGCCCCGUAAAGCAGGCCUUCGGAGGUGUGGCAAGAGCUGCCGUCUGCGGUGGCUCAAUUAUCUCAGGCCAGACAUCAAACAUGGAGGCUUUACUGAAGAAGAAGACAACAUCAUUUGUACCCUUUACGGGCAAAUGGGAAGCAGAUGGUCUGCCAUAGCCUCUCAGCUUCCUGGCAGAACAGACAAUGACGUGAAAAACUACUGGAACACCAAGUUAAAGAAGAAGCUAAUGGCAGGAAAAGUGAACCUCAAAACAGUGACCGACACUCACACUACUACUCUUCCUCCCACCCCAUUACUACUGACUCAUAAUGUUCAAAUCCAAAACCAAAAUUGCGAUUUUCCUACUGCUUCGCAAAACCUCACUUCAUCAUCUUCCUCAACUCUGCCUAUCCUGACGGACGCUAAUUCUGGGUUUCACAUUAACACUUAUCACGGCAUGAUCACUUUUGACCCAACUCAGUUAUACAGUCCAGGGUUCACAGAUGUCUCAGAAAUCAACGCAAGCUCAAGCAUGAUGUCCUUGUCUCAGGAAGGUUCAAGCAUUUCGGAUUCAUCUUUAAUUGCAACAACGGAGAACAAAUGUCUAUCGCUGCCGGAUCAUGCUGGCGGCGGCGACGAAGCAACCCAAUUGCUAAUGAACUUGGGGUUUGGAUUUCCCUCUGACUUCGUCAAUAGUGGCUUUUACACCUCCCAAGAGAAAGUUGGUGAAUUCGCUUCAAGUUUCUAUCCUCACGAGUUGGUUGAUUUUGGCUAUGCUGACAUGAAGCCGCUGGGACGAAAUUGAAGGGUGUUAUUGAUUAAUUAGCAUUAACCACAGUUUCAAAAAGGAGGAUUAAUUAACACCCGACUCAGAAGGGGGGGAGAGAGGAGAAGCUGACAUCUUUACAAUUACUUAGUUCCUGUGUGUGAUUUAUAAUUUACUAGCAGUUCUCGUGUGUUCAUAGACAUGGACAUAUAAUGUAGCUAGGCAGGUCAAAGUUUGAUUGGAACAUAUAAGAAAGAUCAAAGAUUAUUUAGUAAACACUUUGCCUCUCUCUGUGUUAAGGUUCAUGCAUGUUUUGGACAAUGUCAAUGUGGGGUCCACUAGACGAGGUUAAUUACUCUUUGUUUUUUGGGUUCGAAAGAGU